This is a messenger RNA of Manacus vitellinus (golden-collared manakin), 7109 nucleotides long. RefSeq names its product erythrocyte membrane protein band 4.1 (gene EPB41). Gene Ontology annotation, biological process: cortical actin cytoskeleton organization. The coding region runs from base 81 to 2546 and encodes 821 amino acids. Gene Ontology annotation, molecular function: structural molecule activity; actin binding. NCBI's taxonomy places the organism in Eukaryota, Metazoa, Chordata, Aves, Passeriformes, Pipridae. The record is from RefSeq and is a predicted model, not a curated record. Gene Ontology annotation, cellular component: cytoskeleton; plasma membrane. The transcript has 17 exons.
CUUCAAUAUCUGCUGCCCCGUGAUGGAUUUUGGUGCCUCGCCUGCGUGGUUGGCCCGGCUGUCUCAUCUCUGGCACCACCAUGACAACAGAGAAGAGCCCAGCGGCGGACGCCGACAGCUCGGACCAGCAGCAAGCCAAGGAGGAGGAAGGAGCUGCUGAAGCACAGAAGCAGGAGGCUUCUCUGGAGGAAGGGGCUCAGCCUACGUCAGAGGGGCAGGGGCAGAAGCAGAAGGCCUCCAACGGAGACACCCCCACGCACGAGGAGCAGAGCAAGAAGGAACGUCGCACCUCCGAGGGCCGGGGCCUAUCCCGCCUCUUCUCCUCCUUCCUCAGGAGGCCCAAGUCUCAGGUGUCUGAAGAGGAAAAAGACACUGAUGCUCCUAAAGAGGCAGGAGGUGACCAGAAAGGCGCAGGAUUAGGAGCCAGCCCCGAUGAAGACAUCCUGGUGAAAGCGCCGAUCGCAGCUCCUGAGCCCGAGCUCAAAACUGACCCGUCACUGGAUCUCCAUUCCUUGAGCAGUGCAGAAACACAGCCUGCACAGGAGGAGAGGAGGGACGAGCAGGAGCCAGAGGGCAAAGACCCUGAGGACAAGGAAGAAGGAGAAGCCAAGGAAGAGUGUGCCAAGCCAGAGCCUAAACCAGAGACUCCGGAGACCAAAGCAGACAAGGAUUUGAAAGCUGCCCAGAAAGCAGUGAAAAGACACAGAAACAUGUACUGCAAAGUGGUCUUGCUGGAUGACACCAUUUUUGAGUGUGCUGUGGAUAAACAUGCCAAGGGACAGGAGCUCCUUAAAAAAGUCUGUGACCACCUCAAUCUGCUGGAAGAAGACUACUUUGGUUUGGCCAUAUGGGACACACCAACCUCCAGGACGUGGCUGGAUCCUGCCAAAGAAAUAAAAAAGCAGGUUCAUGGAGGCCCCUGGGAUUUUACCUUCAAUGUCAAGUUUUAUCCUCCAGAUCCUGCCCAGCUGACAGAGGAUAUAACCAGGUAUUACCUGUGUCUUCAGCUCAGACAGGACAUCCUCACGGGGCGGCUGCCCUGCUCCUUUGCAACCCUGGCCCUGCUGGGCUCCUACACGGUCCAGUCGGAGCUGGGGGACUAUGAUCCCGAGCUGCACGGCCCAGAUUACAUCACUGAGUUCAAACUGGCCCCAAACCAGACAAAAGAGCUCGAAGAGAAGGUUGUGGAGCUUCAUAAAACAUACAGGUCCAUGACUCCAGCCCAAGCAGACCUGGAAUUUCUUGAGAAUGCAAAAAAGCUGUCUAUGUAUGGAGUCGACCUUCACCAAGCCAAGGACUUGGAAGGAGUGGACAUCACUCUGGGAGUCUGUUCCAGUGGCCUUCUUGUUUACAAAGACAAACUGAGAAUCAACCGCUUCCCGUGGCCCAAAGUCCUGAAGAUUUCCUACAAACGCAGCAGCUUCUUCAUAAAGAUUCGGCCGGGGGAGCAAGAACAGUAUGAAAGUACAAUUGGGUUCAAGCUUCCAAGCUACCGGGCAGCGAAGAAGCUGUGGAAGGUCUGUGUCGAACAUCACACCUUCUUCAGGCUGACUUCCACCGAGGCCAUCCCGAAGAGCAGGUUCCUGGCGCUGGGCUCCAAGUUCCGCUACAGCGGGCGGACGCAGGCGCAGACGCGGCAGGCGAGCGCCCUGAUCGACCGGCCCGCGCCCCAGUUCGAGCGCACGGCCAGCAAACGAGCCUCCAGGAGCCUGGAUGGAGCUAAACGUGCGACUCAGAGAGUUGAGUUCAGGACCCUAGAGGAAGAGAAGCAGAAGGAGGUGGUGGUGGUUGAGGUUCCUGAACCAAAACCUGCGGAUCAGAUCCGAGAGAAGCCAGCCAAACACACUCUUGAAACUUUUGAAAUGAAACCCAUUGCAGAGGAGGAAGAGGAGGAGGAGAAGGUAGAGGUGGUUAAGGUUCCUGUUGCCAAGCCAAAGUUCCCGGAGCCGGUGCCGCCGCGGUCAGCAGUGGCUGUGAUAACCCCGGAGCGGAGUCCCCGGCCCACCUCGGCCCCGGCCAUCGCUCAGAGCCACCCUGCAGAGCCAGCCCCAGCUAAGCCUGACGUGAAGGACGUGGCCACAUCUAAAAUGGGGAAGGAAACAGCAAAAGCUGAUGUGAGACGUGAGGAAUUCCCACCUGAGAAAGCCAAGGCAGAGCCAGCUGAUGCAUCCAAGAAGAGAUCAAAGAGGCUAGAUGGUGAAAACAUUUAUAUCAGGCAUAGCAAUUUAAUGUUGGAGGAUCUAGAUAAGCCCCAGGAGGAAAUCAAGAAGCACCAUGCCAACAUCAGCGAGCUGAAGAAGAACUUCAUGGAGUCCGUCCCGGAGCCGCGGCCGAGCGAGUGGGACAAACGUCUGUCCACCCACUCCCCUUUCCGGACCCUCAACGUCAACGGGCAGAUCCCCACGGGAGCAGAUGGAUCUCCCAGCUACUUUCUCCCCAAUUCUCACCACUUAGGGGUGUGCAAAGAACCAGUCCCAAAAUACCGCACUGACCAGAGGAGGUUGGCUCAUCUGAGGGAGCUUAGAGCCAAGUUUUUCCUCUCCUAAGUACACUUGGAUUUGCCCAGGGCUGCCAAACUAAAGGGAUGGAGAGUUACUGCACAGCAACAUUCCCACAGUCUUUUCUUUCUUCAGCAGAAGUGCUGGAGGCUUUGCAUGGUCCUGUGUGCUGAUUUACUCAUUCCGGGUUUUUGACGUUCCUCAGACUCCAGAAACAAAAGUGCUAAAACACGGAGCAAAAAUUCCAGGAGCUUGCAGUGCUCCCACUGCCAUCCUGCCCGUUCCACACGUGGCAUUUCUGAGAAUAGCAAUUUUACACUUGUUCCAGUAGAAUUUUCAGACCAAUCAGUGUUUUGAUACUCUGGUCAGAACUUUGGAAAAAGCCUUUUGUAUCUGCUCUGCAGUCUGGCUGUUCCAUGGGAUUUGCCAAACGCUGGUUUUAAGGGUAGAUUAGGAAGCUGUCAGAGACCACCUUUUGUACUGCACCAUUCCUGUUUCUAAUGCCUCCAACUUUUUUCUCGACCAUUCCAAUUCCAAAACGCUCCAGGAGGUUCUGAGCACCUGCUUUCCUGGCAGGGCAGGCACAAACCACCACAACCCUGAUCCAGAUGUUGAUCAGCUCUGCAGGGAGGACAUGGUUCUGUAGCUCCAAGGCUCGUGUGGCCCAGGCCACCGGCUGCUCUGCUCCCCAGGGCAGUUUAUUUUAUGUUGAGAAGAGCUGUCCUAAUGCUUUGCACACCUCCAAGUGUCACUUUUGGGCACUUUCCAUCUGUCAUUUUUGUUCAUCUCUCUCUGUCUUUCUUGAUCUUCUACCACGAAAGCAGAAACGGGAACGUCCUCUGUUAGUACAGGAUGAAGACAAAUUAAAAAAGCAGCAGAUACCUACUGAGACAGCCUUUCCCCGGCCAGCAAGUGAAGAAACUCUUCCAAAGGUUUCAAUUGCAAUUCCUGAAGAGCAGAAAGCACUCAAAAAGUGUCAGCUGUACUCUAGCAUUUUUCCUUCUCCACGCAUUCCCUUUAUGAUGUCCUUUCUCCUCGUUGUAGCGCUGACUGUUUGGUGGCUGCUCUUUCUCUGAGUGGCAACAGGGUCGUGUUGAAACCUCAAGACCAAAGCUCCUGAAUUUCUUGGCCGUAGCCUCUGCUGCAUCUUCCUUGUCCUGGUCUUUGAUCUCUCUAGUUCGCUGUCCCGGGGAGGGACAUCCCGCGACCGUCCUGUUAAACCCCUCUGUGUGUCCUUGUGUGGCUGGGAUGGGACCUGGCAGGAGUGGUCUGGGAUUGCCAGGUCCCUUCUGGAAGUCCUCCUACUGUGCAAAAGCAAAUUCUUUGAACCCUGUUCCUGAUUGCUGUGAGAGAGCAGACGGGGAGAGGAAGUGAUGGGAGGAGUCGCUGGCUUCCUGUGAGCCCCUGUAGACUUCACAUAGGAAUUGCUGGAAAAUUGCUUUAAAACUUGUUGUUUUUAAUGUAAGAUGUUCAAAAACUGGAGAACCUUUGAUACUGGUCCAAAAGAGGCUUGGCAGUAAUCUGCUGAAUUAUGGAAUCCUGGAAUGGUUUGGGUUGGAAGGGACCUUAAAGCCCAUGUCAUUCCAACCCCCUGCCAGGAGCAGGGACACCUUCCACUAGCCCAGGUUGCUCCAAGCCCUGUCUAACCUGGCCUUGGACACUUCCAGGGAUGGGGAGUCCACAACCUCUCUGGGCAACAAGAGGUUGAAUCUCUGGGAAGAAUAUCAGGAUCUAAUCCAUAACCACCCCUUUCCUAGGAAACUCAGAUUGGCAUUUCAAUACAAAGUACUGGUUCUCACUGCUGUUGGUGAUGACUCAGGGACAGGGACAGGCAGCUUUUCUUUUCCCAGUGGGUGAAGCCUUUGGCAAAGCAUCCCGGCUUCCCUCUCCACCCCUCUUCACGUGUCCAAGAAAAUACACAGUGUUGCAGGAGAAAACCCACUGCAAGGAGAUAUUAAUUGUCAACCUAGAUUAAUCAUGUCUUGGAAUCUGAUGGUCUCGGUGCGCUCGGGAUGUGUUUUGUUUCAUUUGUGUGGAACUAAUGGACUCGUGUUUGCUGAGGUCACAGGGCUGGAGUCACCUGCUGUUUUAACAUCCCCUCUGUUGCCAUGUUGGCUUGGCCACAUCAGGACACACUUCUAAAUGUUAAAGCCCUCGAUUGUUUUUGACUUCUUUACCCAAACCCUUGCAUGCUGCUUGUUGUUUACUGCCUACAGUGUAAAUGUGUGGAUGAUGCUCCUGUUUAUCCCAGUUCUCCUGGCUGAGCUGUGCAGGCUCCAGCCCAGCUGGGCUGAGCAGAGCUGCUUUGUGAGCUGGAGGGAAGGUGGGACUUUGUGUCUAAGGGGUUUCUUUUCUGUAAAUAGUAAAGAUGGGGCUGAGCUGAGCCCCCCGUGUCUCCUUUCAGCACUAAUCCGUGUUUUCCUGCAGCUGCUGGAGGAUUGGGCUGGACACAGUUACUCUGGGAACAGCCCCCAGUGCCACCAGUGGUGGCAGCUGCUCCAGCAACACGGGAGAGAAAGGAGCAGACCUCUAUUACAGGGACUAAAAUGUGUGAAUAUAUAUAAAUACAUGUAUUUAUAACCCUUUCUAGAUCUGUAUCCAUGUGAACAGUGUUAUUUAGGAAGCAGAUAAGCUUGCAGGAAUAAGGCAAACAUGGCAUGUGCUGUCUGGUCAGAGGGUCUGUGGUGUGUCACGGACCACUCGAGCCACCUCUUGCUUUCAGUGUACAGGUUGAGGCUCUAAAUGCUGUCUCAGAAACUUAGAUUGGUAGUGAAACUCUUUGUUUUAGUCCCACAGGAAUCUUUCUAGUUCCUCUUGUACCCUGCUCUGAUUAGUUCACCGGUUUGUGCCUUUAGGACUUUGUUUUGUGAGGAUGCUGAUUUUUCAUUGGAAAAGAUUCUUCCCUUUUUAAUACACUGCCUUUAAUACACAGUCUUCCUCCUUCAGUGCUUGGAAGUGUAGGAGUCAGAGGGUUGUUGUCCAGGUGUCCAGGUGAAGGAAAGUGUCAGCAGGCUGUGUCCCUGCAUCCUUGGAGCAUCCCUUGGAAUGCACUUGAACUCCAGCGAGUUCGGGGUGGAGUUUAGGAAGACAAAAGUGGGCCCUGGAGAGGAGAGGUGGAAUGAGAUGUUGAGGUGCCACGUGCAGAAGAUGCAGGAUGGAAGAAGCCAGGGGGAUGCUUCUGGCUGGGAUUCCCUGCCUGCAUCUCCUUCCCAAAAUUGGAACAGACAUGAUGAAAAACAGGGACUGUUUGCUCUCCCCAACCUGGCUGGGGAGGGAAGGGAUGGGAGUUGUGUGGGUGUCUCUUUGUUCAUUUUCUGUCCAUAUUUCCUGGAGAAGAGCGGCUUAAACACAACAGGUGCUCCCUUCCCAAAGCCAUUGCUCGGGAUCCCUCUUGGAAUGCACAGCUGAGGUUCCUGUGUGUGUCUUUUUGGUUCCUUGACAAGGACUUGGAAGCCACAUGGGUGGCUUUGGCAAAGCCAUGGUUUCUGUAGCUCUGUCACCCAAUUCCAAAGGACCUGAAGUUUAAAACUCUUUGCCCAGAGCAAUAUCUGACCAGAGUGCUCAGGGUGUCUCAUCCCAGAGGGAUGAGAGGUGGGCUCUGCCACUUCAGCUCAAUUCUGUAAUUCUUUAAUUCAAACGGUCUCUUUCUCUCUCUUUUUUAAUCUUGAGAUAAGGCUGGUUGUCUUCAGCAAAAAACCUUGGAAACUUUACACUCUGAGAACACUCAGGAACAUUUUUGGGAUUUGUAUACCAGUUAUCACUGCAGAGUAUAAAGAAAUGGAACAAAUGCUUUCUGUUUCUCUGGCAGUUUAGAGGCCAGUUAUAUUCCUCCAGGUGGGUAUGAUCCCUCCUGACAGAGAAUUCCUGUAGCUUUAUCAGGAACAGAAACCUCAUCCAUCUGAUGCCACAGGGAUGUGCCCUCUGGGCUCCAGCCCCUUUUCCAGUCCCUCCUCUGCUUUUUUUCCUGUUUACUUGCAAGGCAAAGGGAGUGACAGUCCAUGGCAUUCCGUGUAAGGUCUCGUUCCUGCACGUUCUCUCUCCCAUUUGUGCACAUUCCUGUCCCUUACACCUUGGUGCUGUGGUUUCACCCUUUUCCCUUGGUGUCUGUGCAGGACUCAGCCCUCAGAGGAGGGAUUUUGGGAUGCCUGCUGUCAUCCUUUGAGCACAGGGAGAGCUCACUGACUCUAGUGCUGUUUAAGAGCAGAGGUCUCAGGGGUUUUGUAAAGGAACCAACUCUGUACCACUCCCUGUUUUCCUCAGGAACAAACUUGCUGGGAACACUGGCAAUCCCUGGCCGCCUGCCCUGACACUGGCACCCAUUGACAGGGAUUCACACACCCAUGCCAGGCUGUGAGGGAUGGAGAACUGAGUUAUCCCUUCCUAGAUCCUUCCAGGAUCCUGGAAUUGUCUGCAGCGCGUAACCUCCUCCCAGCUGGCAUGAGAAAUCCUGAUUUUUCAAUGUGGCCUGCUGCAGAAAAUGACAUUUUGGUGACUCUGGCACACCAGGAUAAGUCUGACAGCAGUUUUGAUGUUAAUUAGGCUUUCCCAGUGUUUUGUGGUGUGGUCACUCGGCUCUUUGGUGCUCCUGUGUGGGAUCCCCUUAGGAGCUGU